AUGGCGAAUCCCAAGCUGAUUCUAGUAAUCGGUGGGACAGGCGCGCAGGGCGUGCCCGUCGUCAAAGCUCUUUCGAGUAGCAAUCGAUAUAACGUUAGAGUUCUGACUCGAAGUGCCGAAUCCACGCAGGCUAGAGAACUCUCUGCUUUGCCGAAUGUCACUCUUAUGGAAGGAAGUCAGGACCAGCAAAAAGACCUCCAUCGAGCCUUCGACGGCGUACAUGGUGCUUGGGUGAACACGGAUGGUUUCACUCUUGGCGAAAAGAGCGAGAUGUUCUAUGGCAUCAGGGCAUAUGAGAUCGCGAGGCAUCACGGAGUGAAACAUUUUGUGUGGGCAAACACAGACUAUGCGGUCAAGAAGGCGGGCUGGGAUGAAAAAUAUCAUUGGGGCCACAAUGAUGCAAAAGGUCGGAUCGGUGACCUAAUUCUCGGUCAUGGACAAGAGACUAUGAAAACGUCUUUGUUGACUACGGGACCUUACAUGGAUAUGUUGUUUGACGGGAUGUUCGUUCCAAAGGAACAAGCCGAUGGCUCAUUCAUUUGGGCAAAUCCAGCUCGGGAUGGCAAAAUCCCACUCAUAGCCCUCGCCGACGUGGGUAUUUACAGUCUGUGGAUAUUUGACAACCCUUCAGAGUCUGCAGGGUUAGAUUUGGAAGUUGCGACCGAGCAAGUCAGCUUCGCGCAGAUUGUUGAUACAUUCACACAAGUCACGGGAAAGAAAGCCGCACAUGUUUACGUACCACUCGAAGAUUACCUCCCUGUUGCUGAGCCAUAUCCCAAUGCUUGGGCCAACUGGGCUGCGGGACCAGACGUAGUUCGGGACGAAUCAUCGAUGACGUGGAGGCAGAAUUUUUCAGCUUGGUGGCAGUAUUGGAGUGAAGGCCUUGGGGCGACUAGGGACAUGGAACUUCUGGAUCGAAUUCAUCCCACACGUAUCCGCAGCCUUAAAGAUUGGAUGGAAAAAGUGGGUUACGACGGUAAGCCCAGGGGUGUGUUGAAAAAUCUUGGAGAUUUGAGAAAGGAUAAACUAGGGAGAUCUUGA
Messenger RNA from Bipolaris oryzae ATCC 44560, 1041 nucleotides. RefSeq lists its product as uncharacterized. The coding region runs from base 1 to 1041 and encodes 346 amino acids. NCBI's taxonomy places the organism in Eukaryota, Fungi, Ascomycota, Dothideomycetes, Pleosporales, Pleosporaceae. The record is from RefSeq and is a predicted model, not a curated record. The transcript is spliced from 3 exons.